Andrographis paniculata is the source of this 2495-nucleotide messenger RNA. RefSeq names its product pentatricopeptide repeat-containing protein At2g37310. The coding region runs from base 151 to 2043 and encodes 630 amino acids. Gene Ontology annotation, molecular function: protein binding; RNA binding. The transcript is spliced from 2 exons. Gene Ontology annotation, biological process: RNA modification. NCBI's taxonomy places the organism in Eukaryota, Viridiplantae, Streptophyta, Magnoliopsida, Lamiales, Acanthaceae. The record is from RefSeq and is a predicted model, not a curated record.
UGUUAGUAGAACGUGCAACAAAUGAAGAGUUAUCACUAAAAAGUGUAGUGUUUGUCCACGCACACACGCUUUCAGCUAGCUCUAUGAUGUACAUACACAAUCAAAGACGUUUGUUUUUAAUGAAGGAUGAUUUCUGAUGUUUAGUUUGAAAUGAUAACAGCACCAUUCACCCGCCAAAGCAUUCAGGCGCUUCUACAGGACGCUCCAAUCACCAAUGGCCGCUCCAUUCGCUACUCACUCUACGGGCAUCUCAUCCAGCGCUGCGCCGAGCGCCGCCUCUUCCGUCAGGCCAAGCAGAUUCAUGCCCGCCUCAUUCUCGUCUCCACCACUGCCGAUAACUUUCUCGCCUCAAAGCUCAUUGCUUUCUAUUCCAGAACUAAUCAGCUAUCCUGCGCCCACCACGUGUUCGAUCAAAUUCCCAGUAAGAACACUUUCUCCUUUAACGCCCUCCUCAUUGCGUAUUCCUUGCAUAGUAGACACAAUGCGGUGCUGGAGCUCUUUGCGGCGAGCUUACCCCGCAGGAAUGAGUUUUGGGAUUUGUCUGAUGUUAAGCCGGACAGCUUUACUUUAAGCUGUGCGCUUAAGGCAAUGUCGGAAGUGGCGGUGGAUGGACCUCUUUUGACUCGGAUGAUGCAUUGUUAUGUGAUUAAACACGCGCUUGAUUUUGACGUUUUUGUAUGCAAUGGAUUGGUGACUUGUUAUUCGAGGUGUGAUGAUCUAGUCUCUGCUAGGGCUUUAUUUGACGAAAUGCCUGAAAGGGACUUGGUAUCUUGGAAUUCAAUGAUUUCAGGGUACUCGCAAGGGGGUUUCUAUCAGGAAUGCAAGGAUUUGUACAAAAUGAUGUUGGGCGUAGAAGAUCUAAGGCCCAAUGGGGUUACAGCAGUUAGCGUUCUGCACGCAUGUGCACAAUCGGCUGAUCUUAUUUUUGGAAUGAAAGUGCAUCAGUUUGUGACUGAUAAUGGGAUUGAAAUGGAUCUGUCAGUCUGUAAUUCAAUCAUCGCUGUUUAUGCAAAGUGUGGCAGCUUGGAUUAUGCCAGACAGCUUUUCGAGGAGAUGACUGAAAAAGAUGAAAUAACUUACAGCACAAUUAUUUCUGGGUACAUGAGUCAUGGGCAUGUUGAUGAGGCGAUGGACUUAUUCCACGAAAUAAACAACCCCGGAUUGAGUAUUUGGAAUGCUGUGAUUUCGGGUAAGGUUCAGAACAAUCGGUAUGAUAUGGUUCUAGAUUUCGUUCGACAAAUGCAAGGAUCGGGGACGAAGCCUAACAGUAUGACACUUUCAAGUAUUCUUCCAGCCAUUCCACAUGUCUCCCAUUUGAAAGCAGGAAAAGAGAUUCAUGCUUAUGCAAUCAAGACAAAUUCAGAUAGGAAUAUAUAUGUAGUCUCAGCCAUCAUUGAUGUGUACGCGAAACUGGGAUUUCUGAGCGGAGCACAAAAAAUAUUUGAUCUAAUAGAUAAUAGGAGCGUGAUUGCUUGGACAGCAAUAAUCUCUGCAUAUGCAUCUCAUGGAGAUGCUAAGGUGGCCCUUAGUCUAUUUGAGGAGAUGUUGAAAAGGGGGAUAAAGCCAGAUGCCGUGACGUAUACUGCUGUGUUGUCAGCUUGUGCUCAUUCUGGGCUGGUCGACAAGGCUUGGGAAAUAUUCAAUGAUGUGCUUCCAAAAUAUGGAAUUCAGCCUUUGGCUAAUCAUUAUAGUUGUAUGGUUGCAUGUCUGACCCGAGCGAAGAGGCUUUCCGAAGCAGUGGAAUUUGUCAAGAAAAUGCCAAUGGAACCCACCCCUGGGGUUUGGGGUGCCCUGCUGACUGGAGCCUCGGAAUGCAAUGACAUUGAACUUGCUGAGUUUGUGUGCAGUCAUUUAUUUGAAUUGGAGCCGGAAAAUCCAACCAAUUAUAUUGUAAUGGCAAAUCUCUAUUCAAAAUCUGGUAGAUGGGAAGAAGCUGAAGGGGUCAGAGCGAAAAUGAAGAACACUGGGUUUAAGAAAAUUGCUGCAACCAGCCGCGUAGAGGCUUCUGGGGAGCUGCAAAAUUUAAUAGCAGGAGGUAUUUGAUCCUACGUGCACCAUGGAAACCAAUCCACUAGUUCAGACACAGACGACAAGCAGGUUGCCGAAUCCAGGUAAACUUAGUUAGUAAUCAGUAACAGUAGCAGCUGUAUAUGCAUUAUAAUCUAAUGUUUUCAUAUGAUCAAGAGAUGCAUCAAGAUAUAUGUGUCCAACUUGCAUUUGGGAUCUUCUUAUUUGUUCUUUACACCUUAGUGAAUAGAUAGACAGAUAGAUCCAUAGAAAGUAGAGUAUGCCUUAAGCAUGACAGAAAAGAAAUGACACUCAGUUGUGGACAAGAACCCAACAUUUCCAUCCACUCUCUUCCAUGUUACUCCACCAUAUCAACUUCCAAUGUCACACACACACACACACACCAUUGUUGUUAUUCAUACAUGCCAUGCUCAAUAAUGCACCUAACUACUACUUUUUUUGUCUAUUGUGUGUGAAAUUUUAUAUAA